This is a messenger RNA of Closterium sp. NIES-65, 1059 nucleotides long. The record is from the annotation of a GenBank genome assembly. Lineage: Eukaryota; Viridiplantae; Streptophyta; Zygnematophyceae; Desmidiales; Closteriaceae.
AUGUGGGAGACCAACCAUGUAGUGGUGGCGGUUGAUAUGUACAAUGACAAGAUCGAGCACCUGCUCGGUGAUUCUCAUCCAUGGAGCGGCCGUAUGGAGUUUCACCAGUUUAACAUCAGCAAUGAUCCGCGUCUUGAAGGCAUUAUCAAGUCAUGUGACUUGACGGUUAAUUUGGCUGCCAUCUGUACUCCAGCGGAUUACAACACAAGGCCGCUGGAUACUAUUUACAGCAACUUCGUCGAUGCUCUCCCCGUGGCCAAGUUCUGCUCAGAUUUCAAAAGAAGACUGAUCCAUUUCUCCACCUGUGAGGUCUAUGGCAAGACGGUUGGAGCAUUUUUGCCUCCUGACAGCAACAUGCGCAAUGAUCCCCAGUAUUAUGUGCUGAAAGAAGACGAAACGCCUUGCAUUUUCGGCCCUGUGCAAAAGCAACGGUGGUCAUACGCUUGUGCAAAGCAGCUCAUUGAGCGGGUCAUCUAUGCUGAAGGGGCUGAAAAUGAUCUCAAAUUCACCAUCGUCCGCCCGUUCAACUGGAUUGGUCCCCGCAUGGAUUUUAUCCCGGGAAUCGAUGGCCCCAAGGAUGGUGUACCCCGCGUUCUUGCUUGCUUCAGCAAUCAACUUUUGCGGGGAGAACCGCUGAAGCUGGUUGAUGGUGGGAAGUCACAACGGACCUUUGUGUACAUCAAGGAUGCAAUCCGAGCCGUGAUGCUUAUGAUCGAAAACCCAGAGCGAGCAAAUGGACACAUUUUCAAUGUUGGGAACCCCAAGAACGAAGCUUCUGUUCGUGAACUGGCCACGAUGAUGACAAGGAUCUACUGCAAAGUGAGCAAGCAAUCAGAGCCUGCAACACCCACAGUUGACGUUACAUCAAGCGACUUCUAUGGAAAGGGUUAUGACGACAGUGACCGCCGAAUUCCAGACAUGACGCUUAUUCAGCAGCAGCUGGGUUGGGAGCCAGAGACUUCCUUGGAAGAGUUGUUGGAUGUGACCUUGACAUACCAGUACAGCACAUACGCUGAGGCUAUUCGACGGUCGAUGGCGCAGACAACUGCAGCAACCUGA